This is a messenger RNA of Bombus pascuorum, 3728 nucleotides long. RefSeq lists its product as uncharacterized. Gene Ontology annotation, biological process: skeletal muscle contraction; positive regulation of protein localization to plasma membrane; positive regulation of voltage-gated calcium channel activity. The transcript is spliced from 15 exons. The record is from RefSeq and is a predicted model, not a curated record. Lineage: Eukaryota; Metazoa; Arthropoda; Insecta; Hymenoptera; Apidae. The coding region runs from base 673 to 3543 and encodes 956 amino acids. Gene Ontology annotation, cellular component: extrinsic component of cytoplasmic side of plasma membrane. Gene Ontology annotation, molecular function: protein binding.
GAGAGCAGUGAGUCAGUGGUGCGCGGGCCUUUGUGGCGCGAGGACGUGCGCUAUGUUGAUAUUCCGCUAUGUAAACGCGCGUGCUCGUUCGUUUACCUCGUGUGAGUGCGUGUAAUAACAGAAAAACUAAUUUCAUCUCGACUGUUCCUCGAUAAUCGGACUUGGUCUAUCCUUCUACAUGCUGCUGGACUAAUUUUAGUUAUCUUUUUUUUCUUUAAUUUUCAUUUAGUUUCGCUGAUGUUCUCGAGCUUAUUGGGAAGAGUUGGUGCAAGAUUGGCAACGUUUCUUCAUUUGGCGACGGACCAACAAGCAAGAUCCACCGAUGGCCAUCUAGUAGCCGAAUCUCACCACAUUCUCAUAAAUACGCGUUGAAGCACCGAUUCACCAGGUUGGAGGGAAGCUGCUGCCACGUCGUCACGAAGCUGCAAAGAAACGUAACGGCCGUAGAGACAUCGAGGGUGGCUCGCGUGCCAAGAAGAUGCGACUGUUCGCGUGGCCUGGCAGCGUGACUCGCGGCGGACUCAUAAACGAUGAAUUGGCGGGCAGCGAUGUUGGCUCAGCCGAGAAACGCGGCAGCAGCAGGAGCAGCAGCGGAGGAGGCAGCAGCCACGGCAGCCAGCGAACCGGCAGAUUGGACGCGCGAUCGGGCGAACGGCACACCAUCGGCUGGGCAUGUACGUCAUCUACCCGGCAGACGAGCUGUUGCGUAUCUAUGAGAACCCAGACCGUGAUCCUAGUCCAGUGUUGACCGGAGAUCGUGGGCCGAGUUGUCAGGUGACCGUAAUCGCUGUUAACGAGAGAAACGACCGCUCACUAGCAGCGAGUUGGCUGGAUAGCUCGAAGAAGUGGAAGGAAAGGAGAAGGGAACGAGGAAAGACACGUAGAAGAAAAGCGAGCCGUAACGAGGCUCCGCGUAGCCACGAGGUCGCGAAGGGUACUCGUCGCGAACAACACGCCAGGACUAUGCAAAACAGUCGCGUUGGCGCCGGCGAGGAUGCCGCCAAUCCUUUCAAGGAUCUCACACAACCGGGGCUCAGCGAGCCGCUCAAGCAGCACAAUGCCGCCGCGCUCAAGCUCGUGCAGACCGUGUCAGAGUUCGCGCAGGAGCUGGGCGCGGCAAUGGAAAGCCACUCGGCAACUGUACGACGUCUCGUCGACGAGUUUCGCAGCCGAUCCGGAGACACCAGAGUUGAUUCCGGUGGAAUGCGUCGAGUUUGGGAAAGUUUACUGCGCCAGGUGCAAUCAGAUGCAGAAGCUCACUUAGAUCUGGCCGCGGUUCUCCAACAGCAGCUGUCUAGACCCACCUUGGAGGCCAGCUUCCACCGAAAACUCCAAUCCAGGAAGGUGUUUGCUCAUCGCGAGGCCUACGAGCAGGUGGUGGCGAAGACCGAGGAGAAGCUGCAACGUGCCCGCGCGGAUUACAAACGCGCCUACGCCUCUCUCUUAAUGAUAGAUGGCGGGAGUGAGCAGGAACUGAAACGUGCCUAUUACGAGGCGCACAAUGCGUACGUUCUUCAAUUGAAAGCCACGAAUGCCAUCACGGAACGGUACCAGUCACAGUGCCUGCCUGGUCUGCUCGGUGAAAUAGCGGAAGUAUACGAGGAGUUAUGCGGAUUGGCUUGCAAAUGCGUGGCUGGAAUAUCGGAGGCAGCCGCGGAGAGGGCUGGGGAUCAGGCGAAACGUUAUCAAGCGGUGGCAAAGGAGGCUCAAGUCAUAACACCGUUAAACGAUUUGCAAAUUCUGGCACGGAGCCUAUCAGCCACCGCGACUCCAUCGAAGAAGCCCUCCAGGCGGCUGUUCGUGGCGCCAGGUCCGCCAGAACAAAUACCCAUGGAAAGAAUCAGUCAAAUACCGUCGCUGAGGGAUGAACUAGCACCAACAGGAACCAGCACUCUGCCCCUGAUGGAGGAUUUACGACGAGAGCACGAUAGCCUAGCUCAAGAGAUCACGCGACUCCAGGACGCCUUGGAUACGUUGAUCCGCAUGCAACGAAAGAGCGCUGAAAGCAAUCUUUACACAAAAGUAGCCGAGCUCCAGGAAGACAUCUCUAUGAAGCGUUUCGAGCUAGGGGAAGCACAACUAUACCUCGCAGCCGUGCAAGCACAGAAGGAGCUGUUCGGGGCUGGAGAAGCCGGCCAACCGGAUGGGGUGAGCAGCCGGAAGAUGUCGAAUGGCUCGACCGGAAGUACCAAGCACAAAUGGUUGAAAGCGUUCAAGAGUUUGAAAACCAGCUCCCCGACGACUCCGCCAUCAACCGACAAAGGGAAACAGGCGAUGUACCAUGCUGUUUCUACGGUCGUCGCCAUGUCUAGGAAAAGUUUGGAGUCCGAGGGAGGCCACUCUUGGCGCGAGUACACUUAUCGAAAAAUCACUCCCUGCGAUGCGUGUGGCCAGGUGUUACGUGGCCAUAGUCGCCAGGGCGUCAGGUGUCGUGGCUGCAAAGCAAACGCUCACACCGACUGCAUCAAUCUGGUGCAGCCCGUCAUGUGUCCCAGCCUGGCGCCUAAAAAGAGUGGAGGGAUUCCCCUUCUUCGUCGACAGAAGACUCAGACUCAAGUGGACGACACCGCGGCCGCAGAGUACAACGUGGACGCCAUAUACCAGGUGCUGAAGCAGGCAGGCGAGAUCCGUGGAAACUCGACAAACUCACCACCUACGCCUCCCACAGCAGAUCAUCCUCCAGCACCUUCGUCAGCGAGGGCUUCCUCCCACCCUUGUUCCUCGUCCACCUCUGAGUUUUUAUCGUUUACGUACAGGUUGUGUCAAAAAAGACCGCGUCGUAAAGCGCCGCAUAGUCCACAACGUAGACGCGAGAGACUGAACCUAAGGAUGAAGAGUCUCAGCUUGGAUUCUCCGGAGGGCACCGCUCACGUUCGACAUCGUCCACGUGAUUACUAUACCGGCGGCCAAAGAGAGUCCACGCCACCCAGACAUUCUGACAGUGGAAGCAUCAACAGAUUAUCGCCAUGUAGUCCAGGCCAGGGUCACAGCGUCCACAAGCACAUUAGGGGGGCCAUCAGGAUGUCCAGCAUGGAGCUCCCAGAUGAAAAUGAAAAAUCGUACUCAUCGGCGAGCACCUCUCCUUGCCCCUCGCCGCACACUAACAAUCAGAAUCACGUGAAUCCACCUGGAAAACGUGUUCUACCCCCUAAUAAUUUAUAUGUGGUGCUGUACAACUUCGAGGCGCGACAUCGGGACGAGUUGGACUUGAAAGCUGGCUACAAAGUGACAGUAAUUGAUAAAUCAGAGAAGGACUGGUGGAAAGGGAAGUGUUUGGGCGGCCGAGUGGGUUACUUCCCCAGUGCAUACGUUAUGCGAGUGGAGUCUGGGCAGAAGACGCUUCAGGUCACUCGCAACUUACAAUUAACUGACCAGAUUACCCUACUACGUGACCAGAUCGUGAUUCAGGUUGGCGAGGAGGUAGAUGGCGUAGCGAUGGUUCGUUGCGCCGCAGACGUGAGAUCGGCGGACCACACGGGCAAAGAGGGCGAGGUGCUAUACAGGGAAACUCUGUGCCCCUUAAAGUAUCUUCAGGAGGUGUGACAACAACCUCGCCAACCAGGCGAGCGCCAGAAUCGCGCGAACCUUCGCGAGCGAUUCUCCGCUUCAGCACGACGUAACGCGGUCGAGAAAUACUACGAUUGCCUACAGUGUGCCGAACAGUGUCGCCACGUGACCACUGUUGCCAACAACAACAAUCCCAGCAUCACUGCGAUCAACAACAAUAA